Messenger RNA from Exaiptasia diaphana, 2093 nucleotides. Its product is annotated as serine/arginine-rich splicing factor 7. Gene Ontology annotation, molecular function: RNA binding. The transcript has 9 exons. The record is from RefSeq and is a predicted model, not a curated record. The coding region runs from base 85 to 1047 and encodes 320 amino acids. Lineage: Eukaryota; Metazoa; Cnidaria; Anthozoa; Actiniaria; Aiptasiidae.
UAGCGACAUCCUGAAAGAACUUGGCAUCAGUUAUCCGUGUUGCUGUUUCCGAACUAAAACUCGAAAUAAUCCUUUCUAAAAGUUAUGGGCACAACUAAAGUAUAUAUUGGUAACCUUGGUGAUAAUGGCGACAGAGAUCGUAUCUGGAAAGCCUUCCAGUCAUUUGGUCCUAUCCGUGAAGUAUGGGUUGCCAGAAAUCCACCAGGCUUUGCAUUUGUAGAGUUCGAAGACCAUCUUGAUGCAGAAGACGCAGUCGACAAAAUGGAUGGAAAGAGAGUUUGUGACAAAACAGUUAGAGUUGAGCUGUCCAGAGGUCAAGGAAGACGUGAUAGAGGUGGAAGAAGGCCAUACAGAGGUGACAGAGGCAGCAGAUACAAUGACAGAAGAUACAAYGACAGAGGAUAUGGUGACAGAGGAGGUCGUUACUCACCACCACCAAGGAGACGGUCCAGAUCACCACCACCCAGAAGAGAUCGCUCACCAAUGGGAGGCCAUUACAGAGGAGGAAGAAGUAGAUCACGCAGCCCUCCCCCCAGACAGCUAAAAGAGGUUAUUCUACAAAAACCUCAAGUAGUAACUAUAAACAUGUCAAGAGGAGUAACCAGAGUGUAUGUAGGAAACCUUGGCAGCAAUGGAAUCAAGUCUGAAAUUGAGAGAGAAUUUUCCAAAUUUGGUAUAAUCAGAGAUGUUUGGGUCGCUCGCAAUCCCCCAGGCUUUGCAUUUGUUGAAUUUGAUGACCACAGAGAUGCUGAAGAUGCCAUCAAAGAGCUCAAUGGACGUCGUGUUUGUGGUGUGCGUGUUCAAGUUGAGCUGUCAAAUCAUCAAGGCCGAAGCUCACGCAAACCACCUCCUUCAAACCGGGGUAGGAGCCGUUACAGUCCUGAUGACAAAUAUAGUGAUAGGUAUGGACCUCCRCGGGGUCGUUAUGAUGACGAUAGAUAUGGAAGAGAACAACGUGGAAGAAGAAGAGAGCGAACACCAGAAUAUUAUGACAGGAGUUCAAGAAGGUUUUCCAGAAGCAGAUCGCGCAGCCCUCCUCGAUACUAACUUUAGCAGGUUUCUCAGAAUGCAACGUGUACAAUCUGYUUACUUCGAGUAUGAGUGGCAUAUGAUGUGGUGUUUUUGUGAUCCAAUAUCACCAACAAAACUGCCUUUAUUAAUAGUUUGAUUUGAUUUUGAUCAUUUGACCCAGCUUAACYRUAACARCUGCAACAUUGACAAUUCAUUGCCACUUAAUUGCUUGUGAAACGUUCGUUUUUUAGUUUUGUUCGUUUUUAAUGUAUAUAAAUAACAUUAAAUCAUAGUACAGCUUCUWAUUCCAACUUUAGAGUGAAAGCAUUAAAACUAUGGUGUUUAUGGCCUGUCAAACCUCAGAAAUUCACCAAACUACUACAARAAGGCAAUAAUUUGAUUAAUUUGUACAACAAUGCAUGAUGGGAGUCGUAAUCGUCGUAUUUUUAUAAUCAUUCUCUGGUCAUUAUUCAGAAACACGUGAUGUUCGUGCAGUACAUCAAGUUGUUACUGGUGWGCCUAAUGUGGCCAUGUUGACGAAAAUAUUCCCCAAACAAACUGUUUUUUGCUUUUCUUUUAAACCAAAGGAGCCAGUUAAUGUGCCUUUUCUGUAAAGGAAAUACAAAAACGGCAUCCAUGGACUAUUUUCGUGGACAUAAAAAGGGCGUGGACAGCGAGUACAUUUCCCAUCAUACUUUGUUCUACAAAAUGGCGUCAUCGUAUGUCGCGAUUCACAUUGUUUAUACACCUUCAUGAAAACCGAACGAACUCCGAAUAUUCACCGAUGAGAUACAAGAUUUCCGUUAAAUGCUCGGAGUCUGCUUGGUUGUGAGGAGGGAGUCUCAAAAGUUGGGUUUUGAUUGAUGGCAGCAAAAAACGCGAAAUUAGGUUGGCAUUCGGCCGGUGAGAGUCCAUGUGUGUGCAAACAUCGAACCUCAAUUUCUGUAGUUUGUACAUGGUCGUGAGAAGUAGUGACAAGUGUUUGUAAACAUAUGUAUUGCAGUGUCAUUUUAUGCGUAAUAUUUUGAUUUUGAUUAGUAUUAGAUCAAUAAAUAUAGAUUCUGUAAUCCUUUUUAGAUAAA